GCUCACCCCUGUGCCAAGACCCCGAUAUGUGCGAUCCUAACAUUGAAAACCACAGGGGAUAGCAGCACUUCGCGUGUAUGAUAUUGCUGCAACACGAUCACAUCACAACCAACAGACGAGCUAGUAGCUGCACACACAAACGAGUCUCGGGGAAUUGCCACCACAACAGUUCUGUGGCGGAGAAAUACAGGCGGAAAAUCGGGAAAAUACCCGGGACGGAGGUGCGGGCUCGACCACGCGCAACGCGCGGCCACGAUGUCGGAGGGUGCAAGCGCGGGACCUGCCGACGCCUCACAGGCCUCACAGGCCUCACACGCAAGUGCUGGCGGUCUGUCCUCUGCGGAUCAGGGAGCUGCCGCUGCGGACCCGAAGGCAACCGGCGAGGCUAUCGAUGAGAUGCUAGCCGCCAACGACCCCGUCAAAAACAGCAACGGCAAACGGGCGUACCCGGAGCCCAACUUCCCGAUCGAGCGGUCAGGAGCAGUGGAAGGGAAAGGGAGCUACCCCAUCCGGUUCAAACUGAACGCGGCGACCUACACACGGAAGAUCUGCCCGUGCGACGGUCAACCGGUGGGAAACAACGGCGCGGCUAUUGUUCUCCAGGUGCCUUGGAAGCGUAUCAUCGAGUGGCUGAAGCAGGAGGAGCAGCUCAGGGAGAAGGUCAGCGCCAACCCGAAGCUUUCGAAGGCCAAGCAGGUUCACAGCGGAGGGAAAGCUUCGACAGUCGACGCCGAACAAGCCCUUGUGGACUACAUGAACGAGCAGCGCAAGCAGCACCGCGAUUGUGGUAAUCGGGAGGUGAUGAACAAGCUGCUCGAGCUGAAGCCUGACGCCCUUGGCGGGAUGUCGACGAACGCGAAACCGGAGGAGGCGCUGGCUUUCAAGGUCAAAUUCAACUCCUGGUACCAACGGUUCCGCAAGCGGAAUGGGUUCAGCAUCCGCCGGCGUACCAGCGUGGGCCAGAAACUGCCGAAGGGGUACGAGGGUAUGGCGUGGGCGACGGUGAUGAAGCUGCGCGAGGCUCUCGUAAAGCGCGCCGGUGAGAUCUACGCUCGGCGCCACCCGCCGGCACCUGACGAGAGCCCCAUCAAAGGGGAGGAUCUGACUUCCGAGCAGCUGGCGUCUGUGGAGGCGGAGGUUUUCGAGGAACUCGGCAACAUGGACCAGACGCCAGUCCAGCACGAGAUGCCGGUGGAGACCACUCUGGAGAAGACCGGUGCGAAGGAUGCUCGCAUCAGCACAGGAGGCGAAGAGAAGGAACGCUUCACGCUCGUUCUGGCUGUCAUGGCGGACGGCAAAAAGGUUUCGCCGCGCAUCAUCUUCAAGGGCACGCCGUUCAUCCCCCCGACCGUGAGCGGCAAGGUCAAGAGCACCCUGCCGCGGAAGAACUCCGUCGCGUGGGAGAUCCAUUCUGCGAACNACGCUCGUUCUGGCUGUCAUGGCGGACGGCAAAACGAUGUUUCGCCGCGCAUCAUCUUCAAGGGCACGCCGUUCAUCCCCCCGACCGAGAAGAGCUGGAGUGACCAGCGGGAGUGCAACGGGUGGAUCCCGGGCAGCUGGAAGCUCCGUCCCAACAACGGCAGCAUCGUCCAGCAGCGCCCGUGCAUCCUGGUGCUGGACGACUUCAAGUGCCACAAGGACGAGGGUUUCAUCGCCGCCCUCAAGAGAGGCGCCAAGACCGUCAUCUUCAUCCCAGGCGGGUUGACGUCCUUGCUCCAACCGCUCGACCGCAUGCUCAACAAGCAGAUGAAGCGGCUGCUGCGGGGCAAGUACACCGCCUGCAGCGCUUCGGCGGUCGCAGACGCCCGGUCGGGGAAGCUGAAUCCACCGGAGCAUGGGGUUGUCUCUACGUGGUGCAAGGAAGCGUGGGAGUCCAUCACCUCCAAGACGGUGGAGACUUGCUUCAAGAUCUGCGGUCUCACGCUCGCGCUCGACGGCAGCGAACACCACGCCUGGUGCGAGCACAACUUCGGGGAAGACUACGGCGACCUUCUCGAGGAGCAGCACGCCGUGUGGCUCGCUGAGCACCCCGACGAUACUCUCCCGCCGCUCAAGCUGCCGAAGGUACCAGGGGGGUUCGACUCCAACCCCAUCACGGCUGCUCAGAAGGAGGUCGAGGGGAAGCUGCUGCCCUACGUCGCUGAUGAGAGCGACAGCGAGGUGGAGGUCUUGGAGGGCGACAGCGACGUGGAAGUCGUGGAGGGGCAGGGGGGCGGGGGCGCCGAAGGAGAAGUAAUCGAACUUUGAAUCAUAGUUCUUUGGGAUUGCCAGUGAGAUUGGUGUUUUUGCGAUGGUAGGGGCGCGGGCACGAAGUAGAGUUCAACCUGCCUAGGAAGUACAGUAGUAGGACGUUGGUAGCUCGUAGUGGUAGUUUGGUGUGAUUUUUUACUUCGUUUUUGGUUUCACCUGCGUUUAGAAUUGUUGAGUAGAUGCCGUUUGCCGAUUUGCCGAUCUUGAUUCUUCAGGACGAAAAGAAGAGAACAAAGAGUACAAAUACCACAUUUUUCAACAUCGUCAAGGUGCCGAGGGCAGCAGUAGCAGUGGAGCACGCGAUUCAAGCUCCCACAGUGUCCGGAAUUUCCAGCACAAGAUGCUGGUGAAAGGGUAUCACUUACCGCCAAACCUCACCGCACGUAUCGUGGUCUCCGCACAGUGUGUGGAGACCACGAUACCUGUGCGAUAUCUAGCAAAUCAUUCGGAACCCGCUUUUUUUCCGCACACCCUGUGCCAAGACC
Messenger RNA from Ectocarpus sp. CCAP 1310/34, 2735 nucleotides. The record is from the annotation of a GenBank genome assembly. NCBI's taxonomy places the organism in Eukaryota, Phaeophyceae, Ectocarpales, Ectocarpaceae.